AUGAAGCUGGACGGCUAGCAGCAAGGAUCCUGAGCCCUCACUGAGAAAGGAGCUGAGAUGGGGUUCUUCCUCUUCAUGCUAUUGAUUUUGGUGCUACACGCUGAGGCCUGGCCAGACCUGGGGCAAUCCAAACAGAGUGCCCAGAAGUGUGUCAGAUGCUGCAGCCCUACGGGACCCCCUGCUGCUGUCCCUGCCCCUUCCAGUAGGAUGAGUAACUAUCCCUCAUGGGUGAUGCCCCGGCUGCAACCCACCAUUGACAUCACCAUUCUUAAAGGAGAGAAAGGUGAAUCAGGAGAAAAAGGACAAUCUGGAGUGAGUGGGAAGGAGGGGAUACCUGGCCAAAGAGGGUACAGAGGACGGAAAGGCCAGAAAGGACAAAUCGGCCUGCCGGGAAAUUCCUGCAAGCACGUCUAUGAAGCCUUCUCAGUGGGCCGGAAAAAAGUCCUCCACAGUAAUGACUACUUCCAAGAUGUCACAUUUGACACGGAAUUUGUGAAUCUCUACAAGCAUUUUAACAUGUUCACGGGGCGGUUUUCCUGCUAUGUGGCCGGCGUCUACUUCUUCAACCUAAAUGUGCACACCUGGAACUUCAAGGAGACUUACCUGCACCUGAUGAGGAACGACCAGGAGGCAGCCAUCCUGUACACACAGCCCAGCGACCGGAGCAUCAUGCAGAGCCAGAGCCUCAUGCUGGACCUGGAGGAGGGAGACGAGGUCUGGGUGCGGAUGUUCAAGCGAGAACGAGAGAACGCCAUCUACAGUGAGGAAUCGGACAUCUACAUCACCUUCAACGGCCACCUGAUUAAACCUGCUGAUGACUAG
Phascolarctos cinereus (koala) is the source of this 822-nucleotide messenger RNA. RefSeq names its product C1q and TNF related 8 (gene C1QTNF8). Gene Ontology annotation, molecular function: protein binding. NCBI's taxonomy places the organism in Eukaryota, Metazoa, Chordata, Mammalia, Diprotodontia, Phascolarctidae. The record is from RefSeq and is a predicted model, not a curated record.